Nelumbo nucifera (sacred lotus) is the source of this 1504-nucleotide messenger RNA. Lineage: Eukaryota; Viridiplantae; Streptophyta; Magnoliopsida; Proteales; Nelumbonaceae. The record is from RefSeq and is a predicted model, not a curated record.
AUGGGGAGCCUAAAACCUCAAAAGCCUCACGUAGCUAUGAUCCCAACUCCAGGCAUGGGCCAUUUAAUUCCAUUUCUGCAGCUCGCAAAGUGUCUCGUCUCUAUUCAUGGCGUCCAAGUUACCCUCUUUGUUCCUGCUUCAGAAACCUCAGCCCUCCAAACCCUACUCUCCUCGCUUCAUCUUCCCGGUGGCCUCACCCUCAUCAACCUCCCCACCCUUCCUAUCUCCGACAUGGAUACCGAUCUACCAGUUCACCUCUCCAUCACCGUCCGGGAAUCGCUCACUUUCAUUCGUUCCUCAAUCGCCACCUCGGCACACCCACCAACAGUCCUCAUCGUCGACAUGUUCGCCACCGACGCAUUCGACGUCGGAGAUGCUUUUAAUAUGACCAAGUACUUGUUCUUCACGUCAAAUGCAAAAGUGCUCACGUUCAUCGGGUAUCUACCCAGGUUUGACCAGGAGAUCGCGGGCGAGUUUGCAGAACUCACUGAGCCCAUACCAGUCCCGGGUUGUAAGCCGGUUCGAGUCGAUGACCUCGACGAUUACUUUCGAGAUAGGAAGAGUGGGGGUUACAGGUUUCUCUUGCACCAUGCACGACGAUUCAACGAGGCAACAGGGAUUCUGGUGAACACAUUUGAGGAUCUCGAGCCGCAGAUGUUCAGUGCUCUCAAGGAUGGUAAGCUCCUAGAGCAGAUUCCCCUACCACCCGUCCAUGCGGUGGGCCCCAUUAUAAGGAACCCGGCCCCACUGAGCAGCGAGAAUGAGUGUCUGACGUGGCUGGACAAGCAUCCGCCGGAUUCGGUGCUUUUUGUCUCGUUUGGGGGUGGUGGUAGGUCCUUAUCGGCUGAGCAAAUGGUUGAGCUGGCAAUGGGUCUGGAACUGAGUCGGCAGCGAUUCCUCUGGGUCGUCCGUCCCCCUCAGGACAAGGUGGUGAUAUCAGCAAAUUACGUGGCAGAAAGUGGUGGGCCCAACGACCCAAAUGGGUAUUUACCAGAAGAAUUCCUGAGGAGGAUCAAAGGCAAAGGGGUAGGGAUGGUUGUUGGGGGAUGGGCUCCACAGGUGGAAAUACUGGGGCAUGCAGCAGUGGGUGGGUUUCUGUCACAUUGUGGUUGGAACUCGACCCUAGAAAGCAUAGUUCAUGGGGUGCCAGUAAUUGCAUGGCCGCUCCAUGCCGAGCAGAAGAUGAAUGCAGUAAUGUUGACAGAGGAUCUGGGAGUGGCGGUCCGAGUGAAAAUUGCAUCGGAAAGGGGAGGGGCGGUGAUGGGGCGUGAAGAGAUAGAGAGAAUGGUGAGAUUGGUCAUGGAAGGCAACCAAGGUAAGGCCUUGAGGAGUCGGAUGAAGCAGCUUACAGAUGGGGCAGUGAGUAGUGUGAGUGAAGGUGGAGGUGGGUCUUCUUAUUGCUCUCUCGCUCAACUGAUCAAGAAAUGGAAAUUGUAAAACAGAGUUGAGCAGUAAGACAGAAGCUUUGGAACUUGGAAUUGGAAAUUAAAUACCAUUAUUGUUC